CUUGCUCCCGUUCUGCUCCUUUUGGACCAAUGAAGGAACCAGAUGCUAUCAAACUUUUCAUCGGACAAAUCCCUCGGAAUUUAGACGAAAAGGACCUGAAGCCGAUAUUCGAGCAGUUUGGCAAAAUCUACGAAUUAACGGUCAUUAAAGAUAAAUACACUGGCAUGCAUAAAGGAUGUGCCUUCCUGACUUACUGCGCCCGUGAGUCAGCCCUCAAGGCCCAAAGCGCGCUGCACGAGCAGAAGACGCUGCCAGGGAUGAACCGACCGAUCCAGGUGAAGCCAGCGGACAGCGAAAGCAGAGGAGAAGACAGGAAGCUGUUUGUAGGGAUGCUGGGCAAGCAACAAACGGAUGAAGACGUCCGGAAAAUGUUUGAGCCUUUUGGGAACAUCGAUGAAUGCACGGUGCUCCGAGGUCCGGAUGGCACGAGCAAAGGCUGUGCCUUUGUGAAAUUCCAAAUGCACGCCGAAGCCCAGGCAGCCAUCAACACGUUGCACGGGAGCCGCACGCUGCCGGUGAGUCCUUCGCCCAUUCCAGCCAGCCCAGGCUUUAAUUUUAAACUCUUGUGUGUUGUUUUCCCAUCCGCCCCCCACCCCCCGAUCCCCAAUGCCACAGCACAGAGCUCGGCAGCCCCCGUGGAUCCAUUGCAACAGGCGUACGCCGGGAUGCAGCACUACACAGCUGCCUACCCUGCUGCCUACGGACUGGUGAGCACAGCCUUCCCCCAGCAGCCCGCCACCAUAAUAACCCAGCAGGCUCCCCCGCAGCAGAGAGAAGGUCCCGAGGGUUGUAACAUCUUCAUCUACCACUUGCCGCAGGAAUUCACCGACUCCGAGAUCCUGCAGAUGUUCCUCCCCUUUGGGAACGUCAUUUCGGCCAAAGUCUUUGUCGACCGAGCUACCAAUCAGAGUAAAUGCUUCGGAUUUGUAAGUUUUGACAAUCCUGCCAGCGCCCAAGCCGCCAUCCAGGCCAUGAACGGCUUCCAGAUCGGGAUGAAGCGACUGAAAGUGCAACUGAAACGCCCGAAAGACGCCAACCGGCCGUACUGAACCACUGCCUG
Python bivittatus (Burmese python) is the source of this 1060-nucleotide messenger RNA. The record is from RefSeq and is a predicted model, not a curated record. Lineage: Eukaryota; Metazoa; Chordata; Lepidosauria; Squamata; Pythonidae.